AUGAGCAGCAUCGACUCUCCCCAGGGCGUCGCCAACGAUCUCCCCGCCCGCGGUCUCAUCGCAGUGACCUGGGUCGGCGUCGCUCUGGGUAUCCUAUUCGCGGGAACUCGCAUAUUAAUUCGAAUGCGACGCAUGAACCGGCUCCUAGUGGACGACUACUUCGUGCUUCUUGCGCUGGCGUUUCUGAUCACGAACGCGGCCCUUCAGACGAUCCAGACGCCGCAUCUCUAUUAUACGGCGUUGACGCCGACCGGGCCGGAGAUCGAAUACCAUGGCAACCAAUACGUGCGGUACGAAUUUGCAAUCAUCGGGUUGUUCUGGUCGGUGCUGUGGAGCAUUAAGGGCUCAUUUCUGGCGCUGUUCUGGAAGCUCACGGAGGGUAUUCCGAGGUAUCGCUGGGCGUGCUGUGGGGUUGGGACGUUCGCGAUGGCCGCCUAUACGGUGUGCUGGAUGUUGUUGGCGUUGAGUUGUCAUCCGCCGCAGGAUUAUUUUCAUUUCGGGAAUUGCAAUAAACCGAACGAUCAACGCAGCGCGUUCAUCACCAUCUGCUUCAGUACAACGGUAGAUAUAAUCACCGACGUCAUGAGUACAUUCCCCGACACCAAGCGCAUCUAUCCCGUACACAGAAGUGAAACUAACGCGAGGGGGGUGAAAGUCAUGGCAAUCGGACUCAGCAUCAUCUGGAACACAGGCAUCACUAGACGCCAGAAACUUGGCCUCGGAGUCGUCUUCGGUCUCGGUCUCAUCAUCAUCGCGGCAGCCAUCGCCCGCGCCGUCCUAAUCAACGACAAAGCGUACUCUGACAUCGCGGGCGUCGCGAUCUGGAGUGUCGCCGAAGCAUCUCUAUCAAUGAUAGUUUGCUGUCUUCCACCUUUCAAAAUCUUCGUCUCCAACGACUCCGGGUACACAUCGCGAUAUGACCACAGCGGAGGCUCGAAGCGAAAAUCCCUAAGACCGUCUAGUUGGGCUGAUGUGCCGCUUCCUUUGCCGUUACAGGAGCGCCAGGUUUAUCGUAACCUAGACUACGAGUUACAUGCUCGGGAUACGAAUAUCACGGGCGGGAAGCAGGCACAGGUGGAGGGGAAGGAGAUGACUGAGUCAAGAGUAAGUUUUUCGGAUGAUGAAAGACCUGGGGAGAUUAGGAUGGUGAAGGAAUUUAGCCUGGUGACUACGUCGUGA
This is a messenger RNA of Aspergillus affinis, 1179 nucleotides long. RefSeq lists its product as uncharacterized. The transcript is spliced from 4 exons. NCBI's taxonomy places the organism in Eukaryota, Fungi, Ascomycota, Eurotiomycetes, Eurotiales, Aspergillaceae. The record is from RefSeq and is a predicted model, not a curated record. The coding region runs from base 1 to 1179 and encodes 392 amino acids.